Messenger RNA from Neltuma alba, 1354 nucleotides. RefSeq names its product protein transport protein SFT2. Gene Ontology annotation, biological process: vesicle-mediated transport. Gene Ontology annotation, cellular component: membrane. The transcript is spliced from 4 exons. The record is from RefSeq and is a predicted model, not a curated record. The coding region runs from base 398 to 1072 and encodes 224 amino acids. Lineage: Eukaryota; Viridiplantae; Streptophyta; Magnoliopsida; Fabales; Fabaceae.
UGUUCUUCGGGCCCGAAGAAACAAAAACAGUUUUUUGCGCCAUUUUCUAACCGCGCUCUGUUUCUCUCCGAAGUCCGCACUCCUAUUCUUCCCAGAUAUGCUACAAGCACCGGAAACGAUCUUUCGUAACGAGCACUCAAGCUUGGAGUUGAUCGGGACUGUUGCGGCACAAAACUGAGUCACUGAAGCGCACGACUCCUCUAUUUUUCCUUUUCUCUGGAUAUCUUUCCUGAAGAAUCGCGUAGUCAUGCGGAGAACAUUUUCGCCGUUCAGGUGUUGAUUUGUGAACAAUCCCAGCGCCUGGAAUUCAAACGUGAUUAUAUCUUCUUUGAUUGGUUGUGUUUUGGUACUGGGUUUUGAGAGCCAAGGAAGCAAAACAGAACAAGAGUUGCAGAAAAUGGCCCAGGGAUGGUUCUCAAAGAGCAAUUACAGUGAAGAUCUCAAUAAACCCUCGCCCUCUUUGUUGGACCAGUGGAAUUCCUACGCAUUGUCACAGAACUCGCAAGACAGCUCCGAUUUGGGUUUUGGUUUCGAUCUGGAAGCAGCAGUUAGGUCAGCCAACGACACUGUCGCCGGCACUUUCAAUGUGGUCUCGCAGGGUGUGAGCAAUAUACAUGGCAACUUUCAGUCUGCCACUAGUAACGUUCCUUCUGGAAAGGCAAUAAUGUAUUUUGGUUUGUUUUUGGCAACUGGGAUCUUCUUCAUUUUCAUUGCAUUCACCAUGUUCCUUCCCGUCAUGGUCGUUAUGCCCCAAAAGUUUGCUAUAUGCUUUACUCUUGGCUGCGGAUUUAUUAUUGGAUCAUUCUUUGCUCUCAAGGGUCCAAGGAAUCAGCUUGUCCACAUGUUAUCAAAAGAGAGGCUACCUUUCACGUUGGGUUUCGUCGGCAUCAUGGUCGGCACCAUAUAUGUAUCUAUGGUUCUUCACAGCUACAUCCUCUCUGUGGUAUUCUCUGUUUUACAGGUUCUAGCACUUGGAUAUUAUGCUUUAUCGUAUUUUCCUGGAGGAUCUGCUGGAAUGAAAUUCCUUACUUCUGCUUUUACCUCCUCAAUUCUGAAAUGUUUUGGUAGAUGACUUGAUUUUGGUUAAUUGGGAGUGAGGUUAACACUUUGUCUAUAUGGUAGAUGACUUGUAUAGUUACCUUAGAAUCUCAAUGAAGUUUUGAACUGAUCUGGUAACAUUGCUAUUGUAAAUUCGAGUAUCAUCCUUCCCCCCAUCCAAAAAAGAAAUUUUUUGUUGCCACUUCUAAUAGAAAGGAAUCCUUCAUCAAUGGUUGUGAAUCACUGAUUUUUCUCAAUCUUUAUGACUUGCUGCUAGAAGAGAGUAUACAUUUACCUCCCGGAUACAAGCUGCUAA